AUGGCGGCUUUCUGGCAACAGUUGGCAACAUCAUAUGGCCAUAAGACCUCGGUAGACCUAGCCCGCCGACAAACCUUCAAUACGACAACCACCGCCGGCGCGAAACGAACCAUAGACGAAGUCCGCAACGCCCAAGAUGACCAACCGGAUUUGCCAAUCCACCGCCGCACUGUAUCUAACAGCGUACAAGCGCACAUUCAACUCGAACGCGCUGAGCAUCGUCCUCCCCGCCUCCAGCCAAGCCGAAUUAUCUCGCCUGUGGGAAAUGGUACUCAGGCCGACGCCCGAUCGACUGCAGCUCCUCUGGCUGCCACGAGAUCAACGCCAGGUCCGUCCCAAAAUCCGCUUCUGAGCCUCCGCCAUCCUCGGUACGCUUUGCCCGAGAGAAUGGUCGAGAACUUCGAGGCUCUGGGGGUGCGUGCCAUCUAUCCUUGGCAGUCCUCCUGUCUCCUUGGCAAAGGACUCUUGACCGGCGAGCAGAACUUGGUGUACACUGCUCCGACAGGCGGUGGCAAGUCCCUUGUGGCAGAUGUGCUUCUUCUCAAACGCGUUAUCGAGAAUCCGACGAAGAGAGCGAUCCUGGUACUCCCGUACGUUGCGCUGGUGCAAGAGAAGCUGAGAUGGCUCCGCGCGCUGGCCGAUGGUGUCUUCAAGCACAGUGAUGAGGUGACCGACGGCUCUCCCUUGCCCUCCUGGCGACGGCCGAGCACAACUAUUCGGGUCAGCGGAUUCUUUGGUGGAAGCAGAUCUAAUGUCAACUUCUCAGACUGCGAUGUAGCCCUCUGCACCAUUGAGAAGGCCAACUUGCUUGUGAACACAGCUAUUGAGGAAGGCAAACAUGGUGACAUCUGUAUGGUGGUACUUGACGAACUACACAUGAUUAAUGACGAACACCGGGGAUACCUGAUGGAGCUUCUGGCAACAAAGCUGAUGGCCUUGGAAACGUCAGACAGCAAAGUCCAAAUGGUCGGCAUGAGUGCUACCCUACCGAACCCGCAAUUGUUAGCACAAUGGCUCAAAGCAAAAUUCUACGUCGCAAAGUACCGUCCUAUACCAGUCGAGGAACAUCUCGUGUACGAAAAUGCAAUCUAUCCAACGGCGAAUGCAAAAGAGUUCUCCCGCACAGCGAGUCAAUUGACCACUAAGGACGCGAUAUCGACACCACGGCCAAAGCCUCAAAGAACAAUACAGAGAUCAACCCACCACGAAAUGGGGAACCCUCUGACCAAUGCUGUCGUGGCACUAGCAGUUGACACGGCCCUUGCAGGUCAUGGCGCUCUGGUAUUUUGCAGCAGCCGCCUGGGCUCCGAGAAAACUGCUCUCUUGAUCAGCGACGCAUUGCCUACUGAUCACGUCGACCAAGAUACGCUUGACAAACGACAAGAUCUUCUUGCUUCCUUACGGGCUCUUCCGGGCGGCUUCGAAUCUUCUUUUUCCAAGACAAUAUCCUGCGGGGUGGCCUUCCAUCAUGCAGGCCUCACCACAGAAGAGCGAGAUUUAGUAGCCGAGGCAUACGACAAAGGCGUUCUAAAGGUGAUGGUGGCCACAUGCAGUCUCGCAGCUGGCAUUAAUCUGCCUGCAAGAAGGGUGAUUCUUAACGGAGCUCGGAUGGGCAGAGAUUUGGUGGGACCGGCAAUGCUCCGACAGAUGCGAGGGCGAGCUGGGCGCAAAGGCAAAGAUGAAGUCGGAGAGACAUACCUCUGUUGUCACAAGAACGAUUUGGAGGCUGUCGCCGCGCUGCUUGAGGCAGAGCUGCCUCCGGUAGAAAGCUGCUUGACUCCGGAGAAGCAAGGAAUCACCAGAGCCCUACUCGAAAUCAUUGGCACUCGAAUGGCUUCCAGCAAGAGCUCCGUGGAUGACUAUGUUCGAUCUUCAUUGCUUUGGCGCACGAUGGAUCAUUCCCAAGUGCUGGAAAUGGUCGAAAAAGCGAUUGACGACCUCAGAGCGAAGCAAUUGAUUCAGGGAGGUCAAUAUGACGACUGCUUCGAACCGACGAAGGUGGGCAUGGCGGUUGUUGCAUCUGGACUUGGUCCCGAAGACGGAGUGUUUGUCCAUUCUGAGUUGCGCCGCGCGCUCGAAUCGUUUGUGAUGGAUGGCGAAAUGCACAUAUUCUACCUCUUCACGCCUGUCCAGACGGCGGGUCUCGCUGAGAUUUCUUGGUUGACUUUUCGGAAUCAACUGGAAGGGCUGGAUGACAGCGGCAUGAGAGCGAUGCGACUUGUGGGCGUCGAUCCUGCUUUCGUCAAUAGACUGGUGAAUAGUGGUGGUGAGCUGAAGGAGAACACCGCGGAUGAGAUCCGCUUGGCGAGGGUGUACCGGAGGACGUACUCGGCUUUUCAACUUCGCGAUCUCUGCAAUGAGAUGCCUGUGCAUGAGGUGAGUCUCAAAUACUCUGUACAUCGCGGACAAGUCCAGAAUCUGUCUCAAACUUGCCACGGAUUCGCCGCCGGCAUGAUCAAAUUCUGCGAACGAAUGGGUUGGGGGAUGCUUCGAGCUGUACAGGAACAUAUGCUCGACCGCCUUCACGCAGGAGCUCGAGAGGAUCUGCUGGAGAUGGCGCAAGUCGCCUUUGUCAAGAGUCGCAUGGCUCGCAUUUUCUGGGAGAAUGGAUUCAAGAGUAUUCGCGCUCUGAGCGAAGCGGACCCACAAGCUUUGGUGCCUGUCAUGGCGCAGGCUCAGGCAAGGAAAUUGAAGCUGCAAGGUGAGGCUGCCACUAGGUUCAUGGCGAAGCUGCUUUCAAAAGCAGAGGUUAUCGUCAGCAGUGCGAACAGGUUAUGGAUGAAGCAGCAGAUGGCACAAUGGGAGGAGGAGUAA
Messenger RNA from Cladophialophora yegresii CBS 114405, 2814 nucleotides. RefSeq names its product DNA polymerase theta subunit. NCBI's taxonomy places the organism in Eukaryota, Fungi, Ascomycota, Eurotiomycetes, Chaetothyriales, Herpotrichiellaceae. The coding region runs from base 1 to 2814 and encodes 937 amino acids. Gene Ontology annotation, molecular function: ATP binding; nucleic acid binding. The transcript has a single exon. The record is from RefSeq and is a predicted model, not a curated record.